Molecule: messenger RNA, 2616 nt
Organism: Talpa occidentalis (Iberian mole)
Lineage: Eukaryota; Metazoa; Chordata; Mammalia; Eulipotyphla; Talpidae
Gene: PTPA
Product: protein phosphatase 2 phosphatase activator
Exons: 10
Coding region: 254-1225 (323 amino acids)
Biological process (GO): mitotic spindle organization
Cellular component (GO): nucleus; protein phosphatase type 2A complex; cytoplasm
Molecular function (GO): peptidyl-prolyl cis-trans isomerase activity; protein tyrosine phosphatase activator activity
Source: RefSeq, a predicted model, not a curated record
AUGGCCGCCGCCUGCCGGUGAGCGCGUCCGCGCGCCGGCCGUUGCUGGGCAUGCUCCCUGAGUGCCCCGCACCAACAUGGCGGCCGUCUUCGCGGGGUGACUUUAAUUCUCGGUUUUCGGUUGUAGCCGGCCGGUGCCCAUUUCUCUUCAGAAAGCUCUGAGCGCUUGGUGGAGCCGGGAAAGGAAGGGUGAAGGCGGCUGUGAACGGGAACAGGGGGCUGCAGGCAUCCGGCCGGCUCCUGGCGGGAGGACGAUGGCGGAGGGCGAGCGGCAGCCGCCGCCAGACUCUUCAGAGGAUACCCCUCCAGCCACUCAGAACUUCAUCAUUCCAAAAAAGGAGAUCCACACGGUUCCAGACAUGGGCAAAUGGAAGCGUUCUCAGGCCUACGCCGACUACAUUGGAUUCAUCCUCACCCUCAAUGAAGGUGUGAAGGGGAAGAAGCUGACCUUCGAGUACAAAGUCUCUGAGGCCAUUGAGAAACUGGUCGCUCUUCUCAACACGCUGGACAGGUGGAUUGAUGAGACGCCUCCGGUCGACCAGCCCUCUCGAUUUGGGAACAAGGCCUAUAGGACCUGGUAUGCCAAACUCGACCAGGAAGCAGAAAACUUGGUGGCCACAGUGGUCCCCACCCACCUGGCGGCUGCUGUGCCCGAGGUGGCGGUUUACCUAAAGGAGUCCGUGGGAAACUCCACGCGCAUCGACUACGGCACAGGACAUGAAGCAGCCUUUGCUGCUUUCCUCUGUUGUCUCUGCAAGAUUGGGGUGCUCCGGGUGGAUGACCAAAUAGCUAUAGUCUUCAAGGUGUUCAAUCGGUACCUGGAGGUCAUGCGAAAACUCCAGAAAACAUACAGGAUGGAGCCCGCCGGCAGCCAGGGCGUGUGGGGCCUGGAUGACUUCCAGUUUCUGCCCUUCAUCUGGGGCAGUUCGCAGCUGAUAGACCAUCCAUAUCUGGAGCCCAGACACUUUGUGGAUGAGAAGGCCGUGAAUGAGAACCACAAGGACUACAUGUUCCUGGAGUGCAUCCUGUUUAUCACCGAGAUGAAGACAGGCCCCUUCGCAGAGCACUCCAACCAGCUGUGGAACAUCAGUGCUGUCCCAUCCUGGUCCAAAGUCAACCAGGGUCUCAUCCGCAUGUACAAGGCUGAGUGCCUGGAGAAGUUCCCGGUGAUCCAGCACUUCAAGUUCGGGAGCCUGCUGCCCAUCCACCCUGUCACUGCGUGCUAGGGGCUGAGCAGCCAGAGCCAUCGGGGCCACCCUCCCCGCUCCGGCCCUCCUCACCCCUCCCUCUGUUCUUUAUGUUUGAUGAGAAGCUGUUUACCGGGGUGGGUGGUGAGUGUGGGGUUGAGGGAGGCUUGGGGCAUAAGGCUGAGGGACCCAAGUGGGGAGUAGUGACCAACGUGUGGCCAGUUUCCUGAUUUCCCGUGGGGGACCGGCAAGGAGAGGGUUAGGGGCUCCCUGGCCUGCGCCCGCCCCGGCCUCCUCCCACCCGUGUUGGGGUAGAGAGAGCUGCUACACGCUGUGGGGAGGGGUGUGCUGCGUCCCAGUGGCCCUCUUCCUGUGUCCCGUUCCCUUCCUGGGGCGGGGCCCUUGCUCUUGCGGCGGCUUGGUUCCCCAAGCCCUGUCGGUGUGGCUGUCUGGUGUUCUGAGCCUCCCUGGGGUCGGGCAGGGAGAAGCACCCACUGGGCCAGUGGUCACCCUCCCAGUUCCUCGUCCCCCAGCCGCCCCUUUGGUCAGCCCCUCAAUCCUGGCUUUUCUGUCUUCUUGGCGUUGGAUCUCUUGGCCGUCGCCACAGCUGGCUCCCUCCCGAGGUUAGCCCAGGAGACUGCCAGUAGGUGCUGGGCUCCUGGGCGGGUCCAGCAGGGUUGGCUCAUGGCACACUGGGUGAGACCUGCCUGGCCACAGUGUUCCUGGCCAGUGGGGGUGACGGAGACUCGGCCGGGGCUUGGGGCCGGUUAUGGGCGCACAGCACCUGCAUCCUCGGGCCGUCUCGUCCACGCCCCGCCCCUGCUGCUUCUCAGAGGUCCCUCGGGGCUGCCGCGGGCGGGCUCAGAAGGCAGCAGCCCACCCCUUGUCCUCCAUCUCCUGAAGUCACCGCAGGUUUCCGGGCUGAGGUAGGGACGCCCCGAGCCCAGGCUUUGGCGCUGAGGGUGUUUCCCCUCCGGGGGUGGGGGGUGCGGCCACGCCCGUUCUCCUGUUUUCUUCUAGGGUUGUUCUCAGACCUGACUCUUGCAGGCCUUCCCCCGCCCAAGCCCCGGCCUGCCUUUCUCCACUGCCCCCGCCCCAAGCCUGGGUCCACAUGCGCUUUGGGAAGGAGAGACCCGAGAAGCACAAUACAGGGGCUUGGCCCUCAGGGCUGGGCCGAGACUGGGCCAGGAGCCAGAGUCACGGCAGGGUUCUCCCAGGAGAGGCCGGUGCCCGCCUCCCUCUCGGGGUCCAGACCGUAGCCGUCCUGGCUCUUCCUGGCUCCUCCUGCCAUGCACCCCUCCGGCCCCCAGCUCCUUGCGCCUUCAUUGCAGUUCCAAUUAAAGCCUGUUUGCUCCUGUCACCUGGGUGAGGUGUGUCUUUUCGUGCCUCCCGCUGGCUCUCUCGCCUCUCGACCCAUUUGGUCCCUUCCC